Molecule: messenger RNA, 3334 nt
Organism: Cercocebus atys (sooty mangabey)
Lineage: Eukaryota; Metazoa; Chordata; Mammalia; Primates; Cercopithecidae
Gene: THUMPD2
Product: THUMP domain containing 2
Exons: 10
Coding region: 32-1321 (429 amino acids)
Biological process (GO): tRNA methylation
Molecular function (GO): RNA binding; tRNA (guanine) methyltransferase activity
Source: RefSeq, a predicted model, not a curated record
CCUGAAGCCGCGGGGGCGCGCCCCAGCCGCCAUGUCGGAGGUGCGUGGAGAGCCGGGGUCCGGAACUGAGGCCGGCGCCCGAUUCUUCUGCACCGCGGGUCGCGGCCUGGAGCCGUUCCUGAUGCGCGAGGUGCGGGCGCGGCUGGCGGCCACGGAGGUUGAAUAUAUUUCAGGAAAGGUUUUUUUCACCACCUGUUCUGAUUUGAAUAUGUUGAAGAAAUUAAAAUCUGCCGAAAGAUUAUUUUUGCUGAUUAAAAAGCAGUUUCCACUUAUUUCUUCUGUAAGUAAAGGAAAACUACUUAACGAAAUGCAAAGACUUAUAAAUGAAGAUCCAGGAAGUUGGUUGAAUGCCAUUUCAAUCUGGAAAAAUCUUCUUGAACUUGAUGCAAAAAAGGAAAAACUUUCUCAGAGAGAUGAUAACCAACUAAAAAGAAAAGUGGGAGAAAAUGAAAUCAUCAUUGCAAAGAAAUUAAAAAUAGAACAAAUGCAAAAGAUAGAAGAGAAUAGGGACUGCCAGCUGGAAAAACAAAUAGAAGAAGAAACUCUGGAGCAAAGAGAUUUUACCACUAAAAGUGAAAACUUUCAAGAAGAAGAAUUUCGGAAUGACAUAGAGAAAGCAAUUGAUACUCAUAAUCAGAAGGACUUGACUUUCAGAGUAUCUUGUCGCUGCAGUGGAACUAUUGGAAAGGCCUUAACUGCACAGGAGGUAGGAAGAGUAAUUGGAAUUGCUAUUAUGAAACACUUUGGAUGGAAAGCAGAUUUGAGGAAUCCAAAAUUAGAGAUCUUUAUACAUCUAAAUGACGUUUACUCUGUGGUGGGGAUUCCUGUGUUCAGGGUUCCUUUAGCCAGCAGAGCUUACAUCAAGACAGCUGGACUGCGAUCUACCAUAGCGUGGGCAAUGGCAUCUCUCGCUGACAUUAAGGCUGGUGCAUUUGUUUUAGAUCCAAUGUGCGGACUUGGAACAAUACUUUUGGAAGCUGCUAAAGAAUGGCCAGAUGUGUAUUAUGUAGGUGCUGAUGUCAGCGACUCACAGUUACUAGGUACUUGGGACAAUCUGAAAGCUGCAGGCCUUGAGGAUAAAAUCGAAUUACUUAAAGUCUCUGUUAUAGAAUUGCCAUUGCCUUCAGAAAGUGUUGAUAUUAUUAUUUCUGACAUUCCAUUUGGGAAAAAGUUUAAGUUAGGAAAAGACAUCAAAAGCAUUCUACAAGAAAUGGAAAGGAGUACUAGAGGCUGGACAGCUUGUAAAGAAAACAGGUUUACUUGGCUCGUGAUUCCGCAGUCUGUAAAAGAAGCACAGUGCCAGCAUCUGCUCAGUUUGUGAUGAGGGCCCGAGGGUGCUUCCACUCAUGUCAGAAGGCAAACCCAGUGUGCAGAGAUCACAUGGCAAGAGAGGAAGCAAGAGGAAGAAGGGCGAGGUGCCAGGCUCUUUUUAACAACCAGCUUUCCCUAGAACUAAUAGAGUGAGAACUCACUCAUCGCCCCUCACAGGGAGGGCAUUAAUCAAUUCAUGAGAUAUCUGCCAACGUAACCCAAACACUUCCCAUUAGGCCCCAUCUCCAACACUGGGGAUCAAAUUUCAACAUGAGGUAUAGUGGGACAAACAUCCAAACUAUAGCAGCUGUGAAAUGAAAAUGUGAAAGUAUUCAUCUUAUGGUUUCUAAUGACGUAAGGGAAUAUAAUUCAAUGGAAGCAUUUCUUUGAGAGGUUGAAAUAAUGAGGCAUGGAUAUGCAUUUUUCUCAUCGUCUAAAUUGGUAAAGAAGAGAACCUAGAAUGCAUAUAGUUAUGAAUGGACAUGAAUAUAAGAGUUCAGUUGAUAUUAAAUUGUUUAGGUGGGCAUUUGAUAACAUAAAUGUCAAGAGCCUGCUGUGUAAAUAAUGGGUCACCAAUUUAAAAUAUGAGCCAUGUGUUUUAGAUAGAGAAAAUUCUAGGCAUCUUGCCAUGUAUAUAUGUACAAAAAGAUACAUGUUUUCUACUCUACAUAAAUGGGAUUAUCCUUAACUUACUAUACUGUAACAUUGCUUUUUUUCUACUCAGCAGUGUCAUGAAUCUCCUUUCUGAUCAGUUGUUAUAAUAUAAAUUAUAAUUUUCAGUGGUUGCCACAUUAUAUGUAUGUACCAUUAUGCAACCAGUGCUUAUGGAUUGGUAUUUAGAUAAUCCUCAAUUUUUUAUUUUAAUAAAAAACUAUUCUUUGAACAUCCUUGCAUGGUUUUUCAAACUUAACUGUACGACCAAGCACCACAGUACCAGUUUCUUCAUCUGCAAAAUGACAAUGCUAUAGAACAUACUUAGAAAGAUAAUUCUGAAGGUUAAAUGAUAUAUAAUACAGAGCAUUUCCAACUGAUGGCACAUAUUAAAUCCUCAAUAAAUAUUAGCUGUAUCACCAUUAUUAUCGCUAUUAUUCUACUACCACUUCUACUGUUACGUUUUCUUAGGAUAAUUUCCUAGAAGUGAGAUUGCUGGGUCAAAGGUUAUGCACAUUUCAUAUUUUUGAUACAUUAUUGCUAAACUGUUGCCCCAAAAAGUUAUUUCAGUUGAUGUCUUCAGGAGUACUCAUUUUCCCAUCCACUUCCUCCUUGCUCAGUAGAAGAGGUUUCCCUCUUCCUGUGAGGGUUUAUCCUCUCAGUUCCUUCCUCCUCAAGGAUCACACUCUGCCCACUUCUCAUUUUUAUCUUCUGCCUACUCAUCUGCUGGUUCUUUCCAGGAGAUUCAUUUAUCCUUUCCCCAGACACGUUUGGAAGUCUUUGCAUCUCCUAUGCACUUCCAUGUACUUGGCCCUGGGGAUUACUGCAGUGAAUAGGACAGGCAAGGUCUCUGCCCAUUCAUUGUGAGAAGACAGAUGGUUAAUCAGUAAACAAACUGGAUAAUAUCAGAUCAUGACUGGUACUGUGAUGGACAUAAAACAAAAUGUUUUGCUUUAGAGUGAGAGAAAAGUAGUGGUUACCCUAGCUAGGUAGUCAGGAAAGGCCUCUCUGGGAAAGUGGUAUUUGACUGUGGGACAUGAAUGAUGAGCGUGAGUGAUAAAUGCGGGGUGAACAGCAAGUCCAAAUGUCCUAUGGUGAGAAGCAGCUUGGUGAGUUUGAGCAGCUGAAGGAGGUCAGUAAGCAAAGAAAGCAGGCUGUGACAUCAGAAAAGUAGGUGAGGGUCAGAUUGCGUAGGAACCUUGGUUGCCAGAGUAAGGGGGUUAGAAUGUAUUUGAAGUACAGUGCGAGCAACUGAGGAGUUAGAGAAUUUACAUUUGUCUUCUGUGUGGAAAUGGAAGACAGAGUGGGAGGGGCGACAAGAAUGGAAACAAGACCUGUCUACCAGAUUGUUGCUGUGGUCCCAGCAAACUAU